AUUUCAAAAGAUUGAAAAUAAGAGCUCUGGAGCUUCAACCAUUUUCCCUUAAGCCUCUUUUACGCCGAGCAAUGGCAAAUGAGUCAAUGGAGCGGUAUCGACAGGCAUACAUUGAUUAUAAAACAGUGCUACAGAUAGACAGCAGCAUCCAAGCAGCAAAUGAUAGUGCUAACAGAAUAACAAAGACUUUAAUAGAUCAGGAUGGUCCCAGUUGGAGGGAGAAGUUGCCACCAAUUCCAGUUGUUCCAGUUGCUGCUCAGCUACACAGGUGGGAUGGAGGAAACCUUCCUUCAGAGAAUAAGCCAAGUACUACAGACCUCAACAGAGAAGAGCAAGUGCAGAUGAAUCGUGAGGAAGCUAUGGAAAAGUUCAAGAGGUUGAAAAAUGAAGGGAAUGAUUUUGUAAAAACGGGUGAAUAUGAAAAAGCUGCAAAUAAAUACAGUGAGUGCAUGAAGUUAAAUACUGAGGAAUGUACUGUCUACACUAACAGAGCUCUCUGUUACUUGAAACUGUAUAAAUAUGAAGAGGCUAAGCGGGAUUGUGAUCAUGUUCUUCAGAUAGAAGAUUCUAAUAUUAAAGCUUUUUAUAGAAGAGCACUAGCGUACAAAGGAUUACAGAAUUAUCAAGCCAGUGUUGAUGAUUUCAACAAAGUACUUCUAAUAGAUCCAAAUGUUCUUGAAGCACAAAAGGAAUUAGAGGAGGUAACCCAACUGCUUCACCUUGACAGCAGUGCUGGAGCUGGCAGUCAGCGAACACGAGGGAAGAAAAUAACCAUACAAGAGGUGACUGAAGCUGAUGAACAGGAAGAGAGACAGUUGGCUACAUCAGAAGAUGCUGAGAUUCACCAUGUUCCUGCUGAGGAGGCUGUUCCAAAGCGAGUGCCACAGAGGUCCUCGGAGAAACUCCGUGUUUGGGAACCAUCCAACGCUUAUGACUUCGGUCAGAUCAUAAAUGCAGUGAAUGCCAAUAAGGAUAAAGCUGCUUGUGCAGAUCUUUUAACUAUUACUGAUCCAAAAACAUUGCCGGUGCUGCUAAGUAACAAACUUGAAGGAGAAAUCCUUCUGAUUUUUAUCCAGUCAUUGAAACAUUACAUAGCUGGAAAAGAUCCUGGCCUUGCAUAUCAGCACCUUUUCUACUUGAGCAAAGCAGAAAGAUUUAAGGUGGUGCUGGCCCUUCUUAGCAAAAAGGAAAAAGAAGAGGUGCAGCAAUUAUUUGACGUACUUUCAGAAAGCCAGAGUGAUCAGUACUCAUUGGAACAUCUUGAGAGCCUUAAAAAGGUUUAUGAACUUUGAGAAGUUAAAGUUUAUUGUCUGCAUGCAUAUAGUUCAUGUUAGAAGAUGAAUGAUUGAACUCUGCAGACUUGCCUGGGUUCAAGUGGGUCUUUACCUGGACUACUGGAAUUGUAUUUUGUUUUGACAGCAUAUGCACAUUUAAAAUUUGCUGUUCUUUUCUUCUUGUAGUUGUAUACAUCUAUAGAGUUUUAUGCCCAUCUGUGUUCAGUAACAGAGUUAAUUUCAUUUGGCAUACUGAUUUUAUUUAGACUCAGAAAAAUAUAUUUUACAUUAUACAUGCAGUAUGAAAUACCUUGAUGGUACAGUAGGUACACUUUUAGUCAUCACUUUUUACAUCAUUUUGUGAGUUCUGUGUUCUUGUGAUAAAGAAGUGACUUCAAGACAGAUGGGUCAGGUAGCAGUAACUUUGCUAAAAUGAGUUUACAAAAAGUAUUAACAUUUUUCAGAAAACUCCUGUGGGCCAUCUGUUUGUUCACUAUUCCUGGUGUGUACAAAACAGAUUUAAAUAUUUUGGCUUAAUACAUCUUAACAAAAAAGGUGAAUGAACUAUAUAUUAACUUGUCAUGGAAACAAUUAUUAAAUGGAUGGGUACUUUUUAACAAGUGAGUAAUUUUUAGUGCACAGAGAACUUUUUUCCUGUGUGUGCAGGAGGAUGUCUGGUUUUCUGAGUUUUUUUAGGCAGUGACAGAAGAACAAGUGGCUGCACUUCACAAUAGAAAUAUUUAACUCUUGAGUUUUGUAAUCAGAUUAUUUAAAAUACCAGCUAUUUCUGUUUACAGAUAUAUUUAUA
This is a messenger RNA of Cyanistes caeruleus (blue tit), 2082 nucleotides long. NCBI's taxonomy places the organism in Eukaryota, Metazoa, Chordata, Aves, Passeriformes, Paridae. The record is from RefSeq and is a predicted model, not a curated record.